GAAGUAAUCGAUGUUCUUAUCGCUUCUUAGGCAGCUCUAGUUGCCGAACUUGUAAAGAGCAAUAAAUUUUUUUGAUUCAAAAAAAAUUGUUAGUUAAUAAUUUGUACACUAGUGUAAUAUUCAUUUGUGUGUGAUUUUUUGUGAGCUUUCUAUAGUCCCAAUCAUCCAAACGAAGGCAGCCGUUUCGCGUUUCCAAUCUGCACAAAACUAAAACGUGCCGGGUUUAACUCAAGCGGCAUUUGGGGAACAUAAAAAACAGAAAGAAAGAAGAAAAAACAAAGCGUGCGCGUUGCUUGCGGCUCGCUGUAAUUAGGUUAAAAGAGACGACACAGGCAGUGGCAGCAUAACAACAGCACCAGCGGCGUGUGGUUAGAUUGAGUAGAGUGUGUCGUCAAAAUAAUAAAAAAAUAAAUACCAUGGCACAGCAGGGCAUGGAUUCCGCAUUAUUUGAACGGCGAUUGCGACCGGUUUAUGACAACUUGGAGGUGGGUAACAAUCGUAAAGCACUGCAGGAAUCGGAAAAGUUGCUACGUAAGCAUCCAAAUUUAUUAUGCGCACGUGCUCUAAAGGGUUUGUCGUUGCUCCGCUUGGGCCGCUACGAAGAGAGCCAUGGCUGUUUGCAGGUUGUCGCCCAGGAGAAACCCAUCGACGAUUCCACGUUACAGGUGCUCUCCUUCUGCUACCGGGAAAUGGAGCAACUUGACAAAAUCGUUGAGCUUUAUCAACACGCUGUUAAACAGAAUCCCGGCAAUGAGGAACUGUUGGCACAUCUUUUCGUUUCACAUGUCCGUGUCGAGGAUUACAAAGCCCAGCAGGCGGUCGCAUUGCAGCUGUACAAAGCGCAGCCAAAGAAUGCCUAUUACUUUUGGUCCGUUAUCAGCGUGGUAUUCCAAGGGAUUCGUGGUCCCGAAUCGGCAAUACCUGAGAAACGUAAACUUUACUUGGCAUUGGCUCAACGUAUGGUCGACAAGCAUAUUAAGGAGGGCAAAAUGGAAACUGAGCAAGAGGCAUUUCUCUAUUUGCACAUAUUGAAACUGCAAAACAAGCACCAAGAGGCCUGGGAAUUUCUUACUGGCGAAUUGUGUGCAAAGCUUUAUCCUGGUGCGCCAGUUAGCAUGAAGUUUGAACUGCUUAAGGAGCUAGGCAACUGGAAGGCGCUGAAUGAGCUGCUACAGCAGCUCUUAGAGGCAGAUCGAGAUCGCUGGGAUUACUACAAAGAAUAUCUGCAGAGCUGCUUUGAACUGAUCAAAAGUACUCCUACUACCGAAGAGGGCACUCCAAAUGACACGCUAAACUCUUGCCAUAAGUUUUUGCUGCACAUCAUUGAAUCAUCGACGCGCAAGACACGCGGUCCAUAUCUGGCACGACUUGAUCUGCAUAAAAGAAUGCGCGCCAUUCAACUGCCAGCAAAGGAACUUGUUGGGGACUUUGAUGAUCUUAUCAUUGAGUACUUUGUUCUAUUUGGUGACAAAUCGUGUUGCACACAUGACAUCGCGCUCUUUCUGCCCUCAAUCAGCAUGGAACAACGUCAGGCACUGGCUAACAAACUGCUUGCUGAGAGCGGCAUUAGUUCAACAUCAUUGCCUCAAACAAAAGAGCAUAUGCAAAAGCAUAUUUGCGCCUUGCAAAUCUCACGCAUGUGCGGCGUUCACAUCGAGUUGUCCGUGGAUCAUCUUUUAGCCUUUUAUACGGCACUUAAACUGCACUAUGAGCAUGGAUACAGUUCAUUUGGCACGCAGCUAUUGUCAACGGAAAUGGGACCCUCAGAUCCAUAUGCUUUGCUGGCAGCCAAUGUCAUGUACGAUAUAUCGUUUCGAGAACAAAAAUCGGAUCAACUCUUCGAGGCUUUGUGCUUACUUCAAUAUGUUUUGAGGAAUAGCACGAGCAACUUUCACGUGAAACUGCUUAGCCUGAAAAUCUAUCAUAUGUUUGGCUGCAUGCUUGGCGCCCAGGAAAUGUAUGACUAUCUGGAUAUUAAACAAAUUCAAUUGGACUCGAUGGGUUAUGUGCAUUGCAAUUUGCUGCCUCUUUCUGGUCGUUUUUCUGGUGUGCGCACUUGUUACGAUUCCACUUUGAAGUUCUUCACAAACAGCUACAAGGAGCGUCUGGAAUAUAUUGCACUAACUUAUCGCUUCUGCACGUUCUCCAAAAUGGAGGAGUUUAUGAACUUCAAGGAACGCCUGACAAACAGUUUACUGUAUGUGGCAUGCUCAGUUGAAGCGCAGCUCUGUGAUUUGGUGAGCUGCUAUGGCAAUGUACAGCAAAAUCUGACAGCCUAUGUAACAAUGAGUAUUGAGCCCGCUGACGAUCGAAUUGCAUGGAACGAGCUAAGCGAUAAUCGUGACUUGGAGGCCAUUAUACGAUGGGACCCAUUGCACUUGGUUGAUGCUGAAGCUGCUCGAAAGGAGUCGUACGAUCAGGAGAUUGAAGUGCUACAAAUACGUUCACUGCUGCUGCGCUUGUUUGCCUCGUUUAUUGACUUGUAUCAUGCACCGCCUACUGCCAAAUUGGACAUGUCGAACUCGAAGACGCCCUUAGAACCGCCCGUCGAAGAUACUGCCACAAUAGAGCUACUGCGCGAGUCAUGGACAGGCCUCCAUCAGCGACUACGACUUAUGAAUUAUAAGCCACUUUCGCAACAAUUUCUAGUCAAUUUGUUGCCCACGCGGCUGCACCUGCUGCUUGAACUGCCCUACGAACGUUUCUUCGAUGAUUUGGCCCAAUUUGUGCUUGAUCUUUACGCUGGUGCGCCACAACUGGCGAUGCAAUGCAAGCGGAUGAGUGAAAAUGUGGUUGCCGUCAUGGAAUUAUGCGUUCAGACCAUCACAGAAAGUAAUGAAUGGAAUAGCAAGGACGGACUAUGGAAGCGACGCAGUCACCAACAAAAGGUGGCGGCUUGCCUGGAGAUACUUUCACUUUAUGCCUUCCUGUUAUCGGUACUAAACGACAAGCUGCAAGCCAGCGCGAAAACAAAAACAAAAAAGAAGCCUACGGGAGAUAACAAGACACAGGACACGCCACAGAUUAUCAGUGAAAAAGAGCGCAGUCAAAUGCUGCAGGAAUUGAUGCGUCAAUUAAAACACAAACUCGAAGCCUGCGACAGCGCCUUACGAUCUUGGAAGCCACCAAAUUUGCCGCGAGAGCUUAGUUCCUUUAUGGCAGACAUGUCAUUGAAACCGGAAGUUGAGGCAACACUUAUUGGCGAUGUGUCCGCCACAUUUAAGGAGUCUCAUGAGGUGAUGGUUACCGAGCUGCGCAAUUUGAUAAAGGAUAAAAUUCGCAUAGUGGGCAAAUAGAGUUGCCUCUGACUUUGCUGUGCAAAGUCAUGAUCACCAUUGCCCAUCUCCAUUGUCUCCCACAAUCAGUCUUUCAAUCAACUAGCCCAGUUUGUUAUUUAAUAUUUUAAAAUACAAGGCAAUAAAUAUGCCGAGAUCGAUCCAACUUCUAUAAUAACUUACGAGUAUAAUCACCAAUCAAAUUAUAAACUUGUGCACUUUUCCACUUACCCAUUUUUCGGCAUUUUUAUACAACAGGUAACGAGUUGUAAACUUGCUUAACAAGAAGUGUAUGAUUCAUAAGUUGAAAUUAAACCAGAACAAAUUAG
Molecule: messenger RNA, 3604 nt
Organism: Drosophila albomicans
Lineage: Eukaryota; Metazoa; Arthropoda; Insecta; Diptera; Drosophilidae
Gene: psidin
Product: phagocyte signaling-impaired protein
Exons: 8
Coding region: 417-3296 (959 amino acids)
Biological process (GO): N-terminal peptidyl-methionine acetylation
Cellular component (GO): NatB complex; cytoplasm
Molecular function (GO): protein binding; protein-N-terminal amino-acid acetyltransferase activity
Source: RefSeq, a predicted model, not a curated record